CCCCGUAGUGCAACACAGCAGCGCCAUUCGGUAACUGCAACAAUAUCCAAAAUGGCAGGAGCUGAUGGAGACGACUCUCUCUACCCUAUCGCCGUUCUCAUUGACGAACUGCGAAAUGAGGAUGUCCAGUUACGACUGAACAGCAUCAAGAAGCUGUCUACUAUUGCCUUGGCACUUGGUGUUGAGAGGACUCGCACUGAACUCCUUCCUUUCCUCACAGACACCAUCUAUGAUGAAGAUGAGGUGCUCUUGGCCUUGGCUGAGCAGCUUGGCAAUUUCACUAUGUUGGUGGGAGGGCCAGAGUAUGUCCACUGUCUCUUGCCUCCUCUGGAGAGCCUAGCUACCGUUGAGGAGACCGUCGUCAGAGAUAAAGCUGUUGAGUCCCUGCGCAAGAUCUCUCAGGAGCAUUCUCCAGUUGACCUGGAGGUCCACUUUGAGCCUUUGGUCAAGCGGCUGGCCAGUGGCGACUGGUUCACUUCUCGCACAUCUGCCUGUGGUCUCUUUAGCGUCUGCUAUCCUCGUGUCUCCAGCACCGUCAAAGCAGAGAUCCGCCAGCAUUUUCGCACCUUGUGCUCCGAUGACACUCCGAUGGUGCGUCGUGCUGCAGCAUCUAAACUGGGGGAGUUCGCCAAAGUCCUGGAGCUGGAUUACGUAAAAAGUGACAUAAUUUCCCUCUUCACUGCUUUGGCCUCUGAUGAGCAGGACUCAGUGCGGCUGCUUGCUGUGGAGGCUUGUGUCAGCAUUGCCACUCUGCUGCCUCAGGAGGACCUGGAGUCCCUGGUGAUGCCAACACUGCGCCAGGCUGCAGAAGAUAAAUCCUGGAGGGUCCGCUACAUGGUGGCCGACAAGUUCUCUGAGCUCCAGAAAGCAGUCGGGCCAGAGAUCACCAAGAAUGAUCUGGUCCCGGCCUUCCAGAAUCUUUUGAAGGACUGUGAAGCUGAGGUCCGAGCUGCUGCCGCCAACAAAGUCAAAGAGUUCUGUGAGAACCUCCCAGAGGACAAUCGUGAGCAAAUCAUCAUGACUCACAUUCUGCCCUGUGUCAAGGAACUCGUCUCAGACACCAAUCAGCAUGUGAAGUCCGCCCUGGCCUCCGUCAUCAUGGGCCUGUCCACCAUCCUGGGCAAGGACAACACAAUAGAGCACUUACUGCCUCUCUUCUUGGCUCAGCUCAAGGACGAGUGCCCCGAGGUGCGUCUCAACAUCAUCUCCAACCUGGACUGUGUGAACGAGGUGAUCGGCAUCCGUCAGCUCUCCCAGUCGCUGCUGCCAGCCAUUGUGGAGCUGGCGGAGGAUGCCAAGUGGAGGGUCCGCCUCGCCAUCAUAGAGUACAUGCCUCUGUUGGCAGGACAGCUGGGGGUGGAGUUCUUUGACGAGAAGCUCAACACCCUGUGUAUGGCCUGGCUCAUUGACCACGUGUAUGCCAUCCGUGAGGCGGCCACCUGUAACCUGAUGAAGCUGGUGGAGAAGUUUGGAGCGGAGUGGGCGCAGAACACCAUCGUGCCCAAAGUGCUGGGCAUGGCCAACGACCCCAACUACCUCCACAGGAUGACGACUCUCUUCUGCAUCAAUGCUUUGUCAGAGGCGUGUGGCCAGGACAUCACCACAAAGCAGAUGCUGCCAGUGGUCCUCAAGAUGUCCAACGACCAGGUGGCCAACGUACGCUUCAACGUGGCCAAGUCCCUUCAGAAGAUCGGCCCCGUCCUCGACAGCAAUGCCCUUCAGACAGAAGUGAAGCCGGUGCUGGAGAAGCUCGCCACAGACACAGACAUGGAUGUCAAGUACUUUGCCCAGGAGGCCAUCAGUGUUCUGGUCCUCGCAUAACUAACCCAACUUGGCCUCACCAGACAACCACCCAACACUUUCACAAGAUAUUUAUUGAUGUUCAGGAACAACUGGUAAAUGUAUAGAGAAAGCUGUUAACAAUUGUUUAAUCCAUUUUUCAUUCUUCCUUUUCUUCACUGUCCAAUAGUAGACUAUGUUCAGGCCCAGCACAGGCUUCUUGGUUCCCCCUCUUUGCUGUAAAUGGGUGCUUUAACAACGGCAAAGUGUGCUGAACUUGCAUUAAGUGAUGCAUGCUGACUAAUGUGCUUCUGUACGAGCUAAGCGUCGCUGUCCAGAACCCCUCUUCACAUUCCUCCCUUUACGUGCAGCUUACCACUCGUCUGUGUUCGCUACCUAGCACGCAGCGCUAGGCUAGCUCUCCGUACUGCUGCGCUUCUCUGACGCAAACUCUGAGCAGCAGACAGAGCAGCAAGCUGUUUAUUUAGCUGAGCUUCCUCCCAAAUUCACCCUUUGAUAGUCGUCUCCUCCAUGAGAUGCUGCUGUAGCUCUCCAGAGAACUGAUUGAGAAGUCUGUGCAGGUCUACUCGGCUCUUUUUUUUUUUUUGUUUUUUUUUUUUUCCUCCUUACACCAAACCUGUUGUUUCCAAAACGGUUCACAGGAUUGUUCUAUACAAAGCUCUGACAGAGAAAUAAUGGGGUGUCCAUUACUGCAUGUAAUGUGAUGAACUCUCAAUGAUUGCAUGUACUAAUCAGUCUCGGAUGGUGUCCUUUCCCAACUCUGUGAACCGGACUUAAAUGCACAGUUUGUUCUGUACUUGGAUUGAAUCGGUCAAACCCUAACCCGCUGUAACGCGCCCUUUUCACAGCAGCCAUUUAGAUGUGUCACGGCCGGGUAAACAUAGGUUUUAUUGAUCAAAUUAAUUGCGCUCUCAUUCCAGUGAGCCAGCUUGCCAAAUACCAGGGCCCUGGCACACCUUAAAAUGCAGCACGGCCACAAUUAAUGUUAUUAAUUACACCUGCUUACCCUGCAAUGACGGGUCACAAUGGCUGCUGUGAAGAGGGCCUAUAGGGACCAGCUACGUCAUAAUCAUCCCUCCUCCAAAUCCUCAGUGACGUUGUUGAUGUGCUCGGGUGGGAAUUAGUAGUCACUAAUGAUUUGAUGAUAUGUUCUCUGCACGUAAUAAUGGCCGUUAACAGGAGGGUACCGCUAACUCGACUCCAGCUAUGAGGGGCCGUGGCCCUCUUCCUGUCCUAGAGCCGUCACGUUAAAGUCCUGCAUUUUAAAUGAGAUUUAGAAGCAGACGGUCAGCGAAUGUAAAGGAUUCUUGCUGACUAAUCUCUACACGAUGGAGAACUAAUGCAUGCUUUCAUGGAGAACGAGUACCUAAUUGUGCAUACUGUUUUAUUACGGGGGUGGUUAUGGGCCGGUUGAAUAAAUGUACCUUCUGUGUUGAUAAAAUAAACUUGUCUUUCCCUGAACUUCUCCUGCUGUUCCCUCCUCCCCCCCCUCCCCUCAUUUUGUUCUUGAAUAAACCUUGAUUAAUUGACCUGUA
Messenger RNA from Anarrhichthys ocellatus (wolf-eel), 3335 nucleotides. RefSeq names its product protein phosphatase 2, regulatory subunit A, beta b (gene ppp2r1bb). The coding region runs from base 52 to 1821 and encodes 589 amino acids. The record is from RefSeq and is a predicted model, not a curated record. Gene Ontology annotation, molecular function: protein binding; protein phosphatase regulator activity. Lineage: Eukaryota; Metazoa; Chordata; Actinopteri; Perciformes; Anarhichadidae. Gene Ontology annotation, cellular component: cytosol; nucleus; cytoplasm. The transcript is spliced from 15 exons. Gene Ontology annotation, biological process: protein dephosphorylation.